Messenger RNA from Mizuhopecten yessoensis (Yesso scallop), 800 nucleotides. Its product is annotated as transcription factor IIIB 90 kDa subunit-like. The record is from RefSeq and is a predicted model, not a curated record. Gene Ontology annotation, biological process: DNA-templated transcription initiation; transcription preinitiation complex assembly; transcription by RNA polymerase III. Gene Ontology annotation, cellular component: nucleus; transcription factor TFIIIB complex; transcription preinitiation complex. The coding region runs from base 81 to 785 and encodes 234 amino acids. The transcript has 6 exons. Lineage: Eukaryota; Metazoa; Mollusca; Bivalvia; Pectinida; Pectinidae. Gene Ontology annotation, molecular function: TBP-class protein binding; RNA polymerase III type 3 promoter sequence-specific DNA binding; RNA polymerase III general transcription initiation factor activity.
CUUUGUAUAUAGAUCCUUGCCUGUACAUACAGAGAUUUGCACACAAAUUAGAGUUUGAGGAUAAGACCCACGAUGUCUCUAUGAUAGCUCUACGACUUGUCCAGCGGAUGAAAAGAGACUGGAUGCAUACAGGUCGCCGACCUUCGGGACUUUGUGGUGCAGCUUUACUAGUGGCAGCAAGAAUGUCCAACUUUAACAGAAGUGUCAAAGAUAUCAUUAAGGUUGUGAAAGUGUGUGACACAACAAUCAGGAAAAGACUUGCCGAGUUCCAAGACACCCCCUCUAGUCAGUUAACUAUUGAAGAGUUCCAGAACAUCGACCUGGAAGCUGAACAUGAUCCCCCAUCCUUCACAGAAGGCAAGAAGCGAGCACAACAAGCUAAACUCAAUGCACAGCUGGAAGAAAAGAACAAGUUGAAUGAACUGACAUUUGAAGUAUCCGAAAUUCAGGAAGAGAUUGAAAAGUCCUUACAACCACCAAAACCAAGGGGAAUCUGGGCAGCUUAUGCAAAGCCAAGCACUCCAUCUCCAUCCACAUCGGGGACUGAUGAAAUAGCCAAAGUGCAAAAAUUUUUAGAGAAAGAAACUUUAGCAGGAUGUGUAGAUGAACAAUCUUUGUCUUAUGUUGGGGAAUCUAGUACCAAGAAUCCUGAGAUUGAUGCAGCUGCCUCAAGCUCAUCAUCAGCAUCUUGUACCACUGGACCCACAGGCAAAGAUUUGGGUAUAACUGAAGUUGAAGUUGUCAAGGAGUGUUUAACCGAUGAUGACACACCAGCUGAUGGUUAGUAAACAGAGACAUCU